Molecule: messenger RNA, 2218 nt
Organism: Tuber aestivum (summer truffle)
Lineage: Eukaryota; Fungi; Ascomycota; Pezizomycetes; Pezizales; Tuberaceae
Source: the annotation of a GenBank genome assembly
GCUCAGAAAAAACAGUUCCCUGCAAUGUUUCUCUCGCUGCUUCUCCUUUCAAUACUAUCCCCCGCCAUUCUAGCCCUCGGUCUUGACCUUUUGACGGCCACCGCCGAAGAACUCUCGUAUCGCCUUAGUGCUAACCAAAUAUCCAGCGUUAGGCUAGUAGAAGCAUAUCUAGCACGGAUCGAAGCGCAUAACCACCAUGGUUUGAAUUUACGAGCUGUUAUCGAUGUCGCCCCGAGAAGGCUGUUACUUGACCAAGCAGCCCUGCUGGACCAUGAGAGAAGAAUUGGAAGGCUGAGAAGCCGAUUACAUGGGGUCCCGAUACUGGUGAAGGAUAGCAUCGCGACCCACCCGAGCCUAGGUAUGCAAACAACCGCUGGAUCCUUUGCUCUGGAAGGCACGAUCGUUCCCGAUGAUGCUGGGGUCGUUGCGAGGGUAAGUCUGGAGAGCUCGCGUGAAUUUUCUCGCUGAAAACUCUAACCACCGCAAAGCUUCGAAAAGCAGGUGUGAUAAUUAUCGGUAAAAGUAAUAUGUCGGUCAGUACUUGUAUCACUCACUCAUUUCUCCUUAGCGCCCCGCUUACCUUUGACAGGAAUGGGCCAACUUCCGGGCAUCCUUUGGCAAAAUACCAUCGGGGUGGUCAGCCCGUGGAGGUCAAACACGUUCCGCCUAUGUCACCGACCCGCUCUCACCAGAUUGGAAUCCUUCCGGCUCUUCGUCAGGUUCAGCUGUUGGCGUCUCGGCCGGAUUUUCUCCGCUCGCUCUUGGGACAGAGACCGAUGGCUCGAUUAUUAUGCCCGCUUCGUAUGCAGCAUUAUACGCCAUUAAACCCGCUGUAGGAAUUGUGCCGAUUGAUGGAGUGGUACCCGUCGGACCGAGCAUGGACUCUGUAGGAGUUAUGGGGAAGAGUGCAUGGGAUAUGGCCAUCACCUUAGGAGUCAUGGCAGGGGAGGAGGGUAAAUAUUUGGACGCGAUAUAUGAAGGAGUGGAAGGUUUGAGGAUAGGAAUUCUCAGGGAGGCCGGGUUCUGGGACGGGAAGGGGCUAGACCGACAAGUAUGUUUACCGCCAGUGUAAUCUAGGCUUCAUUCAAGCCUCUAUAUAUGUCGGAAUGCCAUUUGGCUAACUUGGGACUAGAUAAUAAAUGAAUCACUCGACGCACUCCAAAAGUUGGAAACCCUUGGAGCCGUGGUUGUAGAUCCAGUAUAUAUGCCAUCUGCCCCAGAGAUUCUGUUAGGCCCCGGCGAGAUGGCCGUGCUAGGUUCUUUCCUAAGCUCCCCUAGUCUCUCCCGCCACGAAUUAACAUCAAUCAGCAACCGAGUUCAAAGAAUCCCUUCCGUCGUAUCUUUCACCCCUCGGGAACACCACUAUCCGCACACUUUCAGACAUAAUAACAUUCAAUGUAAACCAUGCUCCACUAGAAAUGCCACCAAACCACUGCUGCCAAGAAAUAUUCCUCAUUGCAAACCACACCACUGGCACCAAAUCACCGGAAUAUCUCGCUGCGCUUACCUAUCUGCGCAAGCUCAGUCGGGAUGAAGGUAUCCAAUCGACGAUGAGGGGUUUUAACGUUGAUGUGCUAGUCAUACCAGCGGAUGCGUCCCGUUCAACCACAAUAUCAGCCGUGUCAGGGUGGCCGAUAGCAACCGUACCAGUCGGGGUGCUAGCGAGUAGCGGGAGGCCUUUCGGGUUGGCUUUUUUCACCUCUGGGGCAGGUGGUGGGGGAGAAGAACGGUUGAUGAGGCUCAUGGGAGACUGGUGGAGGGUUGCCGGGGAAAGAAGUGUCCCAGGGAGGUUACGGAAAAAUCUUCUAUAGUAGAAACUUUAAGCGCAUCUGUAGCGGCUAUUCGAUCGCGAGGGGCAUUUACUCCAGUACGCUUGAGUAGGCUGCUUAGUUUGCGUCUAACGACCCAGCCCGUGACCCUAAGCUGUCACGCACCACCGAACUGUGGUAUAUCCCAAGACUAGACUUCUUGAGUCAAAAAAUAGGUGCCAACCAGUUAGGUCAUAUAUCGGAACUCCUGAACUUUGGACUUAUGCUUUUUUAGGGAGAAGGGUGAUGAGUAACUUUUCCUUGCCGGGCGCACAGCCCUCGCCGCCCACCCAACUAAGCCGGGGAGGGGGGCUGUUAGGGUCUCAUACUUUUGAUUAUUAGAAGCUCUAAUUCAUAAUCCCCAGCAAGAAGCUUGUGAAUACUAAAAUAUGGAGCCCAGUUUCCAGUCU